AUGUUCUCCAUGCAGGACUCCUUGCCCCGAGGAGGGCUCAGCCUGAAAGAGGAGCCGCUCCCUGCCGGCCUCGGCUCGGUGCGCUCCUGGAUGCAGGGCACUGGAAUCUUGGACGCCACCACCGCAGCGCAGAGUGGUGUGGGCCUGGCUCGGGCUCACUUUGAGAAGCAGCCACCUUCUAAUCUUCGAAAAUCCAACUUCUUCCACUUUGUGUUGGCCAUGUAUGACCGGCAGGGACAGCCCGUGGAGAUCGAGCGCACAGCCUUCAUCGACUUUGUGGAAAAAGAGCGGGAGCACAGUGGAGAGAAAACCAACAAUGGCAUCCAUUACCGGCUACAGCUGCUGUACAGCAACGGAAUCCGCACUGAGCAAGACCUGUAUGUCCGACUCAUUGACUCCAUGUCUAAGCAGGCCAUCAUCUACGAGGGGCAGGACAAGAACCCGGAGAUGUGCCGUGUCCUCCUUACCCACGAGAUCAUGUGCAGCCGCUGCUGUGACAAGAAGAGUUGUGGCAACAGAAACGAGACGCCGUCUGACCCCGUCAUUAUAGACAGGUUUUUCCUCAAGUUUUUCCUCAAAUGCAACCAGAACUGCCUGAAGAAUGCGGGCAAUCCUAGAGACAUGAGGCGCUUCCAGGUGGUGGUCUCCACGACCGUGAGCGUGGAUGGGCACGUGCUUGCUGUGUCUGACAACAUGUUUGUUCACAACAACUCCAAGCAUGGCCGCCGUGCCCGCCGCCUUGACCCUUCAGAAGGUCAGGAUUCUGUCAUUUGGCACCCUUCCCUUGCAGCCACCCCCUGCAUCAAGGCCAUCAGCCCCAGCGAGGGCUGGACCACAGGGGGAGCCACUGUCAUCGUCAUCGGGGACAACUUCUUCGAUGGUCUCCAGGUCGUCUUUGGAACCAUGCUGGUGUGGAGUGAGCUGAUCACACCCCACGCCAUCAGGGUGCAGACCCCACCAAGGCACAUCCCUGGAGUGGUCGAAGUGACCCUAUCCUACAAGUCCAAGCAGUUCUGCAAAGGGGCCCCUGGCCGCUUCGUCUACACGGCUCUCAAUGAGCCAACCAUCGACUACGGCUUCCAGAGGCUGCAGAAGGUGAUACCACGACAUCCUGGAGACCCUGAGCGGCUUCCUAAGGAAGUACUAUUGAAAAGGGCAGCUGACCUGGUGGAGGCUCUGUAUGGGAUGCCGCAUAGUAACCAGGAUCUCAUCAUAAAGCGGGCAGCAGACAUUGCAGAAGCACUCUACAGUGUCCCACGCACCCCCUCCCAACUUGGCUCCCUGGCCCCAGGCCAUCCCCACACAGCCAUGAUGGGCAUCAAUUCCUUUGGGAGCCAGCUGGCAGUCAACAUUGGAGACUCCACCCAGGGGGCCGAACAAGGUUACUCUCGGAAUACCAGCAGUGUGUCUCCUCGGGGCUACGUGCCUAGCUCCACCCCCCAGCAGAGCAGCUACAGCAGCAUCACAUCCACCAUCAAUGGCUAUGGGGCCACUGGCAUGGCUGGCCUUGGGGUACCCAGCUCCCCCAGCUUCCUCAACGGCUCCACUGCAAAUUCACCCUAUGCCAUCAUGCCCUCCAGCCCUCCCCUUGCUGCAGCUUCAUCCAUCUCCCUCCCGGCUGCUGCCCCCACCACCAGCGUCUUCUCCUUCUCGCCGGUCAACAUGAUCUCUGCCGUCAAGCAGAAGAGCGCCUUCGCCCCUGUGGUGCGCCCGCCUGGUUCCCCGCCCCCUGCCUGCACCAGCACUAAUGGCAGUGCCCUGCAAGACCCAGCUUUUGAGGACUCGGACAAGUUCCAUUCCCCCCCUGGGACCCUACAGGGACUGGCCUACUCCUAA
Molecule: messenger RNA, 1836 nt
Organism: Trichosurus vulpecula (common brushtail)
Lineage: Eukaryota; Metazoa; Chordata; Mammalia; Diprotodontia; Phalangeridae
Gene: EBF4
Product: EBF family member 4
Exons: 16
Coding region: 1-1836 (611 amino acids)
Biological process (GO): regulation of transcription by RNA polymerase II
Molecular function (GO): DNA-binding transcription factor activity, RNA polymerase II-specific; RNA polymerase II cis-regulatory region sequence-specific DNA binding
Source: RefSeq, a predicted model, not a curated record